This is a messenger RNA of Erpetoichthys calabaricus (reedfish), 3558 nucleotides long. Its product is annotated as phosphatidate phosphatase LPIN3-like. Lineage: Eukaryota; Metazoa; Chordata; Cladistia; Polypteriformes; Polypteridae. Gene Ontology annotation, biological process: triglyceride biosynthetic process; cellular response to insulin stimulus; positive regulation of transcription by RNA polymerase II. Gene Ontology annotation, cellular component: nucleus. The transcript has 21 exons. Gene Ontology annotation, molecular function: transcription coactivator activity; phosphatidate phosphatase activity. The coding region runs from base 228 to 3227 and encodes 999 amino acids. The record is from RefSeq and is a predicted model, not a curated record.
AUCAGGAAGUUCAGUGAGUCAGAUUGUGUGUGUGGCUUUUUUAAUUGCUGUUAUUACAAGCGACUCAUUGACAGGACUGAGAGUUCGCCGGGACAGGACACAGUCAUCCCUUGGCCAGAGAUAAGCCCCCCUGGAAGAAACACUGUGUGAUGUCAUUGGCACAACACAACUUAAGCCAGCAGCGCAUCGUAGCAGACAACCAAAACUGAGUAAUAAAUUCUCAGACCAUGAACUACGUGGGGCAGUUGGCAGAAACUGUGUUUGUUACUGUCAAGGAACUUUAUAAAGGCUUAAACCCAGCGACUUUAACAGGAGGGAUUGAUGUGAUUGUAGUUCGUCAGCCUGAUGGGUCUCUUCAGUGCUCCCCCUUCCAUGUACGCUUUGGCAAGCUGGGUGUGCUGCGAUCGAGGGAGAAAGUGGUGGAUAUUGAAAUCAAUGGAGAGCCUGUUGAUCUACAUAUGAAGCUUGGUGACAAUGGAGAAGCAUUCUUUGUGGAAGAAAAUGAAGAUUCCCAGGUUCCAGUGCAUCUCUGCACGUCACCAAUUCCACAGCAGAGCUUGGAUAUUCCCAGGACAGCUGACACUCCCACCGUCUCCCGUAGGAAGAAACGGCGACGGAAACGUACGAGAACUGAAACUCCCUGGAGAGAGGAUGGAGACUCUUCAUCAGAUGAGCGGGAAAUACCUGAGAGUCCCCCUUCCCUCUUGAACACAUUAGAGUCUGAGAAGCGAGGGGUGCUGGAUGGCGAGGGCCAGGGUGAUGGCACUUUCCCCCACUUACUAGCCUGUAAGUCCAUCUACUAUUCGUUUUCAGAGGAUCCAAUUGAAAAUCUUGAGUGCCCACAGCCAAGUGAUGUUCACCCCUUUUCAGAUGGAGAGUGGACACCUCCUGAAAGUGUUUUUCAGAGUCGACCUUCCUCACCAAAGAGUGACUCAGAGUUGCUGGUUAAACCUCCCGAGGCAGCUGGACCUCAGAUGCAGUGGUCCUGGGGAGGAUUCCCUAAGAUCAAACAGAGUGAGAGAUGUGUAGUAGAUGGCAUCAGGAUGACCCCAACAAUCAGGCCCCAGGAAACCACACAUUUUCGCACUAUUCAACGACAGGAGUCAGUGGAGUUUGACUUUGAGCAGGAGCAGAAUGGCAGUGUCCUCCUACGACCACAACCUCGAGACUAUUCAUUGAGCACCGAGCAAGCCCAAACUGCAGACGUGCAGCCACUCCUGCAGUGCUCGAUGUUUGGUGCCGACACACAGACAGAAGAACACCAAAGUGAGGACCAGAGACGUUUACAAAGCAGUCCAUGUUUAGAUUCUCAGCCGGAGAUGGAAGGUGCUGAUGGUGCCUCAGUGGAGAACAAAGGCACAAACGCAUCAGAGACUGAAUUUGUUGGACUUUUAAGAAGUUCACCCUCUGGAGUAACCAUUCCUGAGGCUCACCCAUUUGAAAAUGACGAGUGUGGUUUAAGGUCACAGAAUACGACGGAUGCUUCAGAGACAGGGAGCGAUCAGAUACUACUGUCUGAAAAUCUAGACGAUGUAAAGCCGGAAGAUUCUGCUGAAGGGCAGGUACAAGAUACAAGCCAUCAAGACUUCCAGGUGACUGGAAAAGCUAUGAAGCAGGCAGAGGAGCUCCAUCAUAAGUCUGAAGUCAUAGAAAUACGUCUUGAGGAAAAUUUGAAUAGUGACUGUCAAUCGGCUGCUGCAGAAACGGCUGUGAAACUUGAAGUGAGCGAUAAAAAGAAAGGUAAAAGGAGCCAGCAUUUGGGACCUGCUGAUAUUUACCUGGAUGACCUCUCAGUUCUUGACCCAGAAGUUGCUGCUCUCUACUUCCCCAAAAGUGACAUGGAACUGGCAUCAAGAGGCGAUCCUGGGUCUCAGUCUAGCACCCAGUCUCCACAGUCAGUAGGCAGUGCCGCCAUUGACAGCGGAACAGAGUACCUGUCUGACUCGCCGGUCGACUUACCUGACGUGGCUUUGUCCCUGUGUGGAAGGAUCACAGAUGGCAGCGAGAUUAACAAAGAGAAGUUUUUUGAACACAUUGUCAGCUUUCAAGAUUUUGCUGCCAAUCCAGGAGUGAUUGAGGACCCCAAUCUUGUUGUGCGCAUUUCCUCAAAAUACUAUAACUGGGCAGUUGCUGCUCCUAUGAUCCUGUCGAUGCAGGCCUUUCAGAAGAAUUUGCCAAAGAGCACAGUGGACCAGCUGGUAAAAGAGAAGAUGCCCAAGAAGUCAGGCAGAUGGUGGUUCUCUUGGAGAAGGAAAGAUCUAGCAUCUGAGACAAAAGCCAAUGAAGAAAAAAGUGAAGAGAAGAAAAAGCCAGAUGAACCGGCCAGCAUUGCGCCUCCUCCAAAGGAUAAAAAAGGUGACACAUCAAGUGACGAUGACUCGGGGAUGACCAGAGACAGAGAGCAGUCUGACAUGCAGAUUACAACAAAAUGUUUCAGUCAGUUGUACCGGAAAUCUCUACGCCUGAGCUCAGAGCAGAUUGAGCAACUGAAUCUAAGAGAAGGCGCCAACGAGAUUGUGUUUAGUGUGACCACACAGUACCAGGGUACGUGUCGAUGUGAGGCCACCAUCUACUUGUGGAACUGGGAUGACAAAAUCAUUAUUUCCGAUAUCGAUGGCACUAUUACCAAGUCUGAUGCAUUGGGGCACAUCCUCCCACAGUUUGGUAAAGACUGGACACAUCAAGGGAUCGCCAAACUCUACCACAAAAUACACAUGAAUGGCUACAAAUUCUUGUAUUGUUCUGCACGGGCCAUCGGUAUGGCAGACAUCACCAAAGGCUACCUGCAGUGGGUUAAUGACAAGGGGACAGUCCUGCCCAAGGGGCCAGUGCUUCUCGCGCCCAGCAGCCUUUUUUCUGCCCUGCAUAGAGAGGUGAUUGAGAAGAAACCCGAGGUCUUCAAGAUCGCUUGUUUGAAUGACAUCAGGAACCUGUUCAGUCCACAAAGACAACCUUUUUAUGCAGCCUUUGGGAACAGAACUAAUGAUGUUUAUGCCUACAAGCAAGUUGGGGUAUCAGAUGGAAGGAUCUUCACUGUGAACCCCAAGGGGGAACUCAUUCAGGAAAAAACCAAAGGAAACGUAUCUUCGUACUCUCAUCUGAGUGAGCUGGUCGAACACAUCUUCCCUCAUCACAAACCAGGACAAUGUCUGUUCGAGUGUCCGGAGUUCAGCCACUUCUCAUACUGGAGGGAGCCCGUCCCGCCACUCAACCUCGACGAGCUCUAAUUAAUCUGACCGCCGGGAUGGGUACUGUCAGGGCACAAAAGUUCAAUGUUGGUACUUUAAAAGAAAACACUAAGUAAAAAUCUCAACCCUGAAAAAGUUUCUUAUGGACGAGCAAAUCUGUCCGAGGUGAGCAUUAGUCUACUGCCAGGACUGGAUUUGUUAAUGCAGGAUAUUUUUAUAUGAAACUGUUAAGACUGUAAGUAAGUAACGCAAUUUGUUUUAUAUUAAGACUGUGCCUUACAGGAGGGACUGUACAAAUAUCUGUUUAGAAAAGAGGAAUGCAAAUGGGUUGGUUUAAAACAAAAAAUAAAUAAAUAAAUAAAGCUGCCCA